AAUCCAUCACACAGAGGAAACACAUUCCCCUGCUACCUGAGCCCUCCACUGCGGACACCAUGCACUGCAACACCUUCUCCGGGGCCGUCUUCCCAGGGUGCUACUGGGGCAGCUGCGGCUACCCCCUGGGGUAUAGCGUGGGCUGUGGCUACGGCAGCACCUACUCCCCCGUGGGCUACGGCUUCGGUUAUGGCUACAACGGCUGUGGGGCCUUCGGCUUCAGAAGAUACUGGCCAUUUGAUCUCUACUGAUUUGCUGAAAUUUGCCGAGGCGCUGAAUCUUCUCUCCCAAGGCUGAGAGGCAACCCUCCACGUCCCUCCCCCUACCUCCGUCUUUAGUCCUCAUUUGCCGCUCAACCUCCCAGGCGCUGCUUCUCGGGCCUAGCCCUGGAGUCCGGAGGGAAGAACAGGAACGAGCCGAUGACGCCUCCAGCUGCCUUCCCUGCAUGAUGUUCUUUGAGACAUUUUCAGAAACUUGAUACCCAAACAUGUAUUUCUUCUGAAUUUUUCACCACGCUCACAACUCUUGAUAAAGUUGUGGGUGUGGGUGUGGAAUUCUCAAUAAACUUGUCUCAACCAGCAUACUACUCA
Molecule: messenger RNA, 590 nt
Organism: Neofelis nebulosa (Clouded leopard)
Lineage: Eukaryota; Metazoa; Chordata; Mammalia; Carnivora; Felidae
Product: keratin-associated protein 8-1
Exons: 1
Coding region: 60-251 (63 amino acids)
Source: RefSeq, a predicted model, not a curated record